Molecule: messenger RNA, 3192 nt
Organism: Trichoderma atroviride IMI 206040
Lineage: Eukaryota; Fungi; Ascomycota; Sordariomycetes; Hypocreales; Hypocreaceae
Source: RefSeq, a predicted model, not a curated record
AUGCAUACCGACAAAACUACAUUUCCUAUCGCCCGCGCCUGUCGCCUGCUUUCGGAGAUGACUAGAUUAACAAAGCGGCUUGAGCUCCAGAUGGAGUCGAGCAGACUAGGACUGCUGCGGUCUCACUCCAAGGCCAGGUCUGCCAAGGCAGCCGGCCCUCAUAACAAGGCGGAUGUGCCUCCUGCUGCUGAACCUGAAGACGCAGCCAAGGAGGCAGCCAAGGAGGCAGCCAAGGAAGAAAAGCACGAAAAGUCACGAUCAUGGUUUUCUCCCCGAAGAAAGGACUCUGUGGCUUCUACGAUUCUUCGAAGUAGCAAGAGCUUCCGCCGCCUAUCCGCAGUCUCAUCGGCGGCUUCAUCACAAGCCGCCAUCUCGACGCCUACUACCCCAUCCUUUUCGCGAGGAAGCUAUGAGAGCGAUGCCGCCUUCCAUCACAGGAAACUCUCUCCUCUAGAAAACGGUGAGGCACCCGUCUCAGAACCUGCGCCGACAGAUCCUCCUUCGAUUCCCUAUCCUCCACACCGACCCGAGCGUCCCCAAGGAGACUUAUUCGAGGGAACACCUCUGGAGAAGGCAAAUCAGCUUGACAAGGCGAAUCCCCUUGAGAAAGCGAAUCAACAAAGUCACCGCCCCAGCCGGAGCCGCAGCAUCCUGCGACCCUUUUCCCCUUUCCCUGGCCCGUCUAUAAGAGACAUGCGACGCCUUAGCCAACAAUCUGAACACAAACUGCAGGCAAACAGUGCAGCCGACGCUGCUACCACCACCACCACCACCACCACCACCGCCAGCAAGGCCAAUCGGCUUUCAACAGAAACCGAACAGGCGCACGAGCCUGCAGACGUAGCAAUGACUCCUGCUUCGCCAAAGCCAUCUACGUACUCAGUCCUGUCCGCACCAGCACCCAUUGUCCCCAAUCGCCGUACCAGCCUCAGGCCCAGCAGCAAGGGAUCUGAAACUGGUAUUACGCGCAAAACCUCCAUUGCCAGCUCGUUUCAUUUCUCCAUCCAUAGACGGCCCAGCCAUGUCACUGCCGAUAUAGAGUCGCGGAAACAUGUACGGUCCUCUAGGUGGACGUUGACAGAAAACAUGGCCGAAAUGUUCAAAGGACAGCACAUAAAGACGGACAAACAGUCCAUGACACCGGCCCAAAUCGAGGCCAUUUGGAAUGGUCAAGACAAUGGCAGUGGUGCAGCAGCAGCGGCUAAACAAAAACAAAAGAAGGGCAAAGAAAGGAGAAUGAAAGCGGCGUCGGACACUUCGGCAAGCAUAUCACGGUCAUUUGGAGGCCCGCUUACAGAACAACAAAAUAACUUGUUUAGCGAUCCCUUCCAAUGGCCUAGUAAAAUGUCUUCACCCGUCCCCAUGAGCAGAGCUGAUAUCAAAAUGAGAGCUCUCCCUUUCGAGAUUACUGUCCCGCCGCCGCCGUCAACAAUUCUUGUUUCCCCAGAAAUUAUUCAUGGCGACGUUUCACCAAAGUCACCGACAAAGGUUGACAGAAGACACAUGGGGGAGACUCAUUCAGUACCGCGACUGGUGUUACCGGAUACUGAAGAUGUCGCCAUUGAAGAUGACGACGACGCAGUGUCAGCUAGCUCAAUCCCCAUACCCCCCAAGAAUCCAGCCAGAUUUGUUGCAAGAGCGCCGACAAUGCCUCUUUUGCCUCCCAUUUUGGAAGGCUUCCGAUCUCCUUCGGGCAGCAAUAGGAGCUCAAAUAUCUCAUCCCAUCGCCGAAGCCGAAGCUGCAACCAUGCUUCUGAAGUAAACCAUGACAUGGUUACUUUCACCAGCACCCCUUAUACCAUGGCUAACCCGUCUUUCCGGCACGGACCCAUUGUCCUAAGCGAUGCUAGCAGCCGUGACUCGGUGGCGUCAGCAGAGGUAGCAGAAGAGGAACGGGCGGGCGUUGACUUGUCGACCCUCUCGGGCGAUUCCACAGGAAAUCUGGACGAUGUGAUUCCAAAAGAGCAGGCCUCCUCAGACGAAGAGGAAGUCAGAAUGGCCAAUAACGUGGCUGAAUGGUACGACGAACUCAAUCUCGGGUCUCCUGGCGGGCUCAUCUCAGGCUCUGAAUCAGAGAAGAAGUCGGAUCGGUCAACACAGCGAGACUCGGCGGGCAGCAUGACCUCGGCUGCAUCAACGCCAUCGACGGUGCAAACCGAGGCUGAAGCAGAACUGCAGACCCCCGUGGCCAUCCCGCAAAGCCCCUCUCUCUUUGAUACUAUUGUACAAUUUCGCGAGGUCUGUGACAGCACUUACAGCGCCAGCGAAUACGACGAGGACAGCGACGGCGAGAUGAGCUGCAACCCAAUUGGCGAACUAGCACCCACCUCUGUAGCCUCGAAACAGGCUAUGGAACACGGAUACGAAGCUUUCCUUGCGUUCAGUCUUGAUGAUUCUUAUUGAACUAUUUCAUGAGAAAUAUGUAUUGCAAGAGUGUUUUUUUUUUAUUAUGUAUAAAGGUUUUUUUGUUUUGCAUGAUGUGAUGGCUUGGGAUACCAUUGGACUACGUGCCAGACGCCGCAUUUCAUUUCAUUUGUCAAAUUGAGGAUAUAUACCAUGGCAGGGGAUAUUGAAGUUGGGGAUGCUGAGUCGAUCUUUAUAGAUACAGACAGAUACCAGGUUGAAUGAUACCACAGCGCGAGCCGCGUUUAUUUUGUCCAAGAUUUUGUGUCUUAGUUUCACGCCCUUAAUUUGUGUAAAAUGGACUGUGAUGAAAAUUGUGACAUCAAUUGAGUUGGUUGAUAAGUAUGUGAAGUUUGCUGCGCUGGGUGAGUGAAAAUUGCGCCACUGCAGUUGUGGCUGCCGCUGUGGCGGGUUUACAGGGGAUCUUUCCCUAGCUCGUGCAUCUCACUUACUUUAUUCCAUCUCACGUUCAUAUCUCACACCAAAAGGUAUGUGAACGACUCUCUCUUCUCCACGACAACUUUUGAGAAUCUCUUUGCCAUAAGAAGUGGCAUCUCACUCAUUCUACUCAAAACUUGAUUUCGCACGAGAUAAAACGAAGCAACGGCGACAUAGCGGAACAGCGCCUGUGCAAGAAAAGAACAAAGAGAUUGUAGAAAAAGGGAAGACCGCAAAGACUACGACCAACAAGAACAUAUUGAAAAAGAGCGAUACUUACGCUUUUGAAUCAUUUCAGCGACCGCUGAAGGGGGCUUUCUCAUUUGAGUUCAACGAGGAAAAAAAAAAAAA